This is a messenger RNA of Etheostoma spectabile (orangethroat darter), 11337 nucleotides long. Its product is annotated as serine/threonine-protein kinase WNK2. The record is from RefSeq and is a predicted model, not a curated record. Lineage: Eukaryota; Metazoa; Chordata; Actinopteri; Perciformes; Percidae. Gene Ontology annotation, biological process: protein phosphorylation. Gene Ontology annotation, molecular function: protein serine/threonine kinase activity; ATP binding.
UGGCUCUCCGUGAUGUCCCAGAGUGCUGUUUGAUUGGACGGCCUCUCCAGUCGUUACCAGGGGCGUGGAACCAUGCGAGCUGAAUGGGGAACACAUUUGUGUUUCUCGCCGUUGUAUUAACCUAGCUAACUUAUUGGGGAGCGACGUUGACAAGAGAAAACGGUUGUCCGCGUAAAAUUGGUGAGGGAAGGCAGGAAAACUAACAUUCCCCGUGUCUUAAAACCCGGCCCAUUGGUCUUUAAAUAACGUACAAGCUCCGCAUACAGUAGAAACCGCGGAGAGACUCGGCAUCGUUACGUUAUCUGCCACCGAAGCAAGGGAUGAGGGGACUUGAAAGGAGACAAAUAUAACAUAUUCGUCGUUUUUUUUCCUCGUUAAUAUGAGGUAUGUGGUCACUUAGUAAAGACUGAGUUGAACCUGUAUUCGUUUACGUCUUUUGGGUAGCUUUUGUACGUGAAAAUGGGGACACUAUGCAGAUAGGGCGUUUUAAAGUCCACCUUUUGCCAUGGACAAUCGGCUAACGUUAGCGAUGUUUUUAUAACACUGGACCUGGCAGUUCUGUCUGUGUCGUGUAACGUUAGCGUGGGUUUAGCCGAGGUUUUUUGGUCGAUUUUCUUCGCUUUUUGAACAUAGCUCCUGAUAUCGAAUGAAAUCUCGUCUGUCACUGUUUGUUAAGGGCCUUGGCUGGUAAACUGCGUCACCGAGUGGGAGCUGCAGGUAUUCAUCUCUACUGUAAAUCUACAUAUUGGAAGUCUAGCCAUGGCACGAAUGACCUGGAAACCAAAGUGACUGCACCUUUAAAUCAUCAUGGAGCCGGAGGCUAAUUCAAACUCCACGGCCCACCAAGAACUGAAACACCCAUCUGUACCCAACUCAAAGUGUGAAAUGAAUAUGAACAAGGCCACGGGGGAUGGAAAUGUCAAUCUUGUGGACUCAGUUUUGAGAGAAGGGAGUGACCCCAGUCCACAUCCUUCCUCUAGUUAUCAGAGGAAUGUGCAUCAGAGAUUCAUCAGGAGAAGUCUGUGGUUCUCGGAACCAGAUGAGCAGGCCUUUGAAGCACCUGAAUGCAAUAACAGGAAUAAGAUCCUAAACAUAAACCUGCGGACAAUAGUGGACAGGACACGAGGGACUAGCUGUGGGGUACAGGAAGGUUCCAGCACUGAAAGUCAAGGUGGGCAAAAAGACAGUGCAACAGAGAGUGCCAGUGCCGAUGAAGAGAAGGAUAGAGGUGGAGAUGCAUUAAAUCUUACAUGCAAUGAAAGUGGUAAAGCUGCUAUCAAGGCAUCCAGUGAAGAAAAUGAGGAGGAGGCGGAGAUGAAAGCUGUUUCCACGUCUCCAGGAGGAAGAUUUCUCAAAUUUGACAUAGAGCUGGGGAGAGGGUCUUUUAAGACGGUCUACAAGGGCCUGGAUACUGAGACAUGGGUGGAAGUUGCCUGGUGUGAGCUGCAGGAUCGCAAGCUGUCAAAAGUGGAACGUCAGCGCUUUAAGGAGGAGGCAGAGAUGUUGAAGGGUCUUCAACAUCCAAACAUCGUCCGUUUCUAUGACUUUUGGGAGUCACCCCUUAAAGGGAAGAAGUGCAUUGUUUUAGUAACAGAGCUCAUGACGUCGGGAACGUUAAAAACCUAUCUAAAGCGUUUCAAGGUAAUGAAGCCAAAGGUCCUGAGGAGCUGGUGCAGGCAGAUCCUGAAAGGCCUUCACUUUCUCCACACCAGGACCCCUCCUAUCAUCCAUAGGGACCUCAAAUGUGACAACAUCUUUAUUACUGGGCCUACAGGCUCAGUCAAAAUAGGGGAUUUAGGACUGGCAACACUAAAGGCGGCUUCCUUUGCUAAAAGCGUCAUAGGCACCCCAGAAUUCAUGGCUCCAGAGAUGUACGAGGAACACUAUGAUGAGGCUGUGGAUGUCUACGCCUUUGGCAUGUGUAUGUUGGAAAUGGCCACCUCGGAAUACCCCUACUCUGAGUGUCAGAAUGCUGCUCAGAUAUACCGCAAAGUCACUAGUGGAGUGAAGCCAGCCAGCUACAACAAGGUCAUGGAUCCUGAAAUCAAGGAGAUUAUUGGGGAGUGUAUCUGCCAAAAGAAAGAGGAGCGGUACACCAUCAAGGACCUGUUAAACCAUGCUUUCUUUGCUGAGGACACAGGUGUAAGGGUGGAGCUAGCUGAGGAAGAUGAUGGGAAAAAGGACUCAAUAGCCCUGAAACUAUGGGUGGAGGACCACAAGAAAUUAAAAGGGAAGUACAAGGAGAGUGGAGCCAUCGAGUUUGCGUUUGACCUGGAAAAGGAAGUCCCUGAGGUUGUGGCACAAGAGAUGGUGGAGUCUGGCUUCUUCCAUGAGAGUGAUGCUAAGACUGUGGGAAAGUCAAUCAGGGACCGUGUGGCACUCAUCAAAUGGAGAAGAGAGAGAACCGUGUCUGCUGCGGUUCCAGUGGAACAAGGUGAAGGGAGGCACACAGUCCAGAUGACAACAUCUCAGGGCAUCCCUGCUGGAGCUGCACAUGUAGGACAGCUUGGGCUGGAACCAGAAGAGCCAGAGGCAGACCAGCACAACAGGCUGUUUAACCUACCAACCAGUGCCACCUCAGUGACAUCAGACGGCACACUUGAUAGUGGCAUGGGCUCCACUGUGUACUCAGAAUCCCACAGCAGCCAGCAGAGUGUCCUCUACCAGUCCCUGCUGGAGCCUAUUACUAUGGCAACACAGCAGUGCCACAGCCGUAGCCCUUUUCUGACAACUCAACCUCACUCCUGUGAAAAGGGUGAAGUAUGGGGGGCAACACUGAGCCCAGAGCUCAGGACUCGAUUGGGAGCUGCAACCCGGAGAGGAAGUGCCCCUGUUAUUGACACUCACAGGGCAGACCACAUUGCUCAACUCCAUGCCCUCAUUCAGUCACAGAGAUCAAUCAGUCCCACCCCAACAGUGCCAGAGAAACGGUUAGAACUCAGCCCCCCUGAGAUUCACUCAGAGGCUAAAAAUCGGUUCUCCUCUCAGGGUGCUCUACCAGUACUGCAGGCCUUCCCUGUCUCUUCACCCUCUGAGUACCGGCGCUGUAGUGACACCAGCAUCAGACUGUUAUCAGAGUCCACCAGUGAGAACCUAACACUUCCUGUGCCAAGUGUACGCAGACAUUCUGACCUUAGUAGUCUGACUUCUUGUCAUAACCACCAUUUUGCAAUGAAUAAAGGCCACAUAUGCCAGGCCUGCCUCUCUUUGCUUCUUCUAAGGUCACGAGAAGGGAGCCACCGCCGUCCUUCUGUUGCCAUGCCAACACACCACUGUCCAUGUGACUUUAGACAAAACUUGUCCUCUGGUGGAGCAAUGACCAGUCCUACUUAUGGACGGCUGAAAGGUUUGAGUGAUUGUUCCAAUUUCUCACUCCUGCAGCUGUCCCUGUUUAACAUAAUCAGCCGCAAAGCAGCGCCUUGUCAUACCAUACCCUCCCAAGCCUCCAUGCUGCACUCCUCGGUUGCCCACAGGCCUGUCCGCAGUGAUGGAGACAGCAGUCUGAAGAGUAAUCUUCUGAAUUCCAGUAUGGUUGGUGACCGAGAACCUCGUCAGGACUGCGAGGAUAGAUUCUGUGCCAGAGAGCAGCAAGUUACCAGGGCUGUGGGAGUGGCCAGUUCUGCAGGUCACCAGAAUCAAACAUCUGUACAGGGCCUGCCUUCUUCCAGAACAGCAGUGCACACACCACUGCAGUGCCUCCAGCCUGGACACAAUUACCCUGCUGCGCCAUAUGCUGGCCAACACAAUGCUGUAACAGCAGCUCCAGCUAGUCUAUGUUCAGUCCAGCAUACAGUCGGUGCUGCUGGCUACACACCUCCAAGUGUGCAACAGACCCAGGCUGCAGCAAAUAUUUUAGCAUCAGCUGUGCCACAACAUGUUGCACAGAGCUACCAAGCACCAUGCCACCAACAGCAACAGGCAACAGCAGCAAGCCCUUUGACUUUUCCUUUGAAAGCCCAACAGACUUGUCAGAACUGUGUGUCUCAACAACAGGCUCACUCUGCAUCAGGAUAUCCUACUCCAGUUCAGCAACAGACUGCUGCAGCAGCAGCUGCUCUGCCAGCACAGCAGCCAGCACAAAGUUACCCUUUUGCAUCUUUAUCCCCAACUAUGGCAGCCAUUUCACAGUGUCAUGAUAAUAACCAAGCUCCCUGCACACUGCAAAACGUCAAACUGCCAAGUCAGCAGCCUAUUCAGAGCUCCUCGACACCAGCACUUUACAGCCAACAGAUACCCAUUCAGCAAGAGCACCAACUAAAUACUCAGUCCAAUAUACAACUAACACAACAUGCUGAGCAAGCUCAUAUUCAGCCUCAACUCCAGCAUAGCCAAGAACCUCUGCAUACCGUACACCAACAAAUGGCACAACAGCCUACCCAGCUUUCUCAAAGUAUUCAGUCUCCUGGUCAGCAGCAAGUACACACCCUAACUCUACAGAAGCACAGUCAGAAAGCCAUGCAAACUCCAGUUCCACAACAGAGCCAAGAUGUAUCCCAGUCUACAGUCCAACAGGUUCAUAUCCCAGCUUCUCACCUUCAUCCGACAGCACACCCAGUUGUGCAGGUUGCAGCCACACACCAGAGUUACCCUGCUGCUGGUCUACCUGAUGCUGCCUCUCAAAACUAUGCACAUUCUGCCCUCAAUGCGCUGCAGCAACAGACAGCAUCAGCUCAGAGCCACUACAUGUCUGCACAGUCUACUGCUGCUCCCCAGACUUACAGAGGACAACAGAAUAUACUUGCUGGUCAUAGCAUAUCACAGCAUGUACAAGAUGGACAGAGCCAUGGGCAGAAUCUUAGCCAGUCAGCUUCAAGUGCACCAGCCCAGGCACUGCCUCCUGAACAGUCAAUGGCUCAGGCUACUGUCCAGCAACAACUCCAACCUCAGCAGAUUUCAAACUCUCUAGCACCAACACAUCCAUCCCAGUAUCCCACAAUCCAGGUGAUGACAGCUGUGACUGACUGUGAAUCCUCUUACCCUUACUCCUGCACUGCCCCUCACCCUUCAACCUCUUCUUCUUUUAAUCACAUCUUCCUUUCUCCUGGACAGACUCUCCCUGUGACCCCCUUUGUCUCCCCCCUUUCUCCUCUGCACAUAGAAAAUGUGUUAGUUUCACCCACUCCAGUGUCCCUCAUACCUUCCCCCUCACUAAUGCUGGGUAGGGUGGGACCCACAUCCCCACAGCACCAGCCCACUGCUGCUCUGCAGCAAAGUGUUAGAUCGGAAUCUUCUCAUUCACAACCUGCAUUUAUAUCAGCACCAAUCACCCAACCCGUACACACAUACCCACUUGCCACGUGCCAGAACACACACCCUCCCACAAAUGGCAGCAAUCAGCCUCUGAUGCAGCAGGUUCAGCAGGCCCAGAUCAGUAAUCCUGAGCUUGUCCCUUCUGCUCAGCCAGUCCAGCCUGCUCAGCUCACCCAACCUGCAGUCUUCUCUUCACCUUUGCUGAAUGGGUCAGACCCAUGCACAGUCACUACUGUAGCCCAGCUGGACAACAAGAAUCCAUGCCAGCUGGCCCUGCAGGCCCAGAGUCAGGUUCAGAGCCAGAUUCCUGUUCUUCAGCCCUCUGACUUUCAGAGAGUGUCAUCUGGGUCUGCUAGUUCCUGCCUGACUCAGCAGACACAGCUCAAUAGUCUCACUGGAGCUGCAGGUCAGGGUCCAACGGAGACCAACACUGAGGAUCAAGCUGCAGAGAGACACACUGAAGGACAUAGCUAUGACAGUUUAAACUCUGAUGCCACGUCAGGGAAGGAGAUGAGUGACGGUUACGAGGGGACAUAUGGAGCUAAAGGCGAAGGGAAAGUCCGCAAACACCACCGCAGGUCCACACGCACUCGUUCUCGGCAAGAGAAGACUAGCAGGCCAAAGCUCAGCAUGCUCAAUGUGUGUAACACUGGUGAUAAGAUGGUAGAAUGUCAGUUGGAAACUCAUAACCACAAAAUGGUUACUUUUAAGUUUGAUCUGGAUGGAGAUGCACCGGAAGAGAUUGCUACAUACAUGGUGCAGAAUGAUUUCAUUUUGCCUUUAGAAAAAGAAGUGUUUAUCGAGCAACUGAAGGACAUCGUGGACAAGGCUGAGGACUUGCUGAGUGAAGAUGCAGAGAGUGAGAAGAACUCUGACCAAGGAAGCAGUCCCAAACAAUGUGAAGGAGCUAGCGCUCUGGGAACAGAGGGAUUGAAGGCUUUUUCACCCAGCACACCACAGCUGGUGUACCAGCAAAAUGUCCUCCACACAGGCAAACGCUGGUUUAUCAUCUGCCCUGUUGCUGAGACGCCUAUGUUGGAUAAAGAGAAGACUACGUCUCACACCUCUACAGCCCAGGAAUCUGAAAAGUCUGCCUCAUCAUCAGUCGGCCCAAACAGCAACACGACUGCAGUGACUCCCCCAGUCACAUCUUUAUCCUCCCAAAGCCCAUCCUCCUCCCCUUUGCUCCCUGCAGCUCAGACCUUAGUGCCACCUCAAGACCAAAACAUUGAAAAAACACGGAUCCAGCAGCCUCAGCCCUGUAUAAAUAAACAUCCCCUUGUUGAUGUUGGUGCCAGCCAUCACAACUCCCUUCCUGUGGAAGAGCCUUGCAUCUCUGCUGUCUCUAUGGUAACGGAUAUUCCAUGCUGCGCUAUUGUGCCACCUGUCUCUCUGAAUGUGAAUGCUAUUGAUAAAGAAGCAGUUAGUGGUUUGACCUCUUCUCAAAAUAAUCAGCCGAACCAGAAGGCCAGUCCUACUGGAGAACUACCCCCUCAGCUGGCCUCCCAACAGUCUGUGGUCCUGCAACAACCUUAUGCCACGCCCAUGCAGCCUGGGACAGUCACCUCCCAGCCCCAGAGUCCAGCACAUCAGAACUCCCAGUCCACAAGCCACCAGCAGCCAGUAAGUGGGGGGCCAGGAGAGUCGGACGGUGAGGGACCACGCAGAGUGGAGUUUGCAGACCGCACCAUCAAGAUGGAUGAGAAGCUGAGAAACCUGUUUGUACCAGGAGCAUGCUCCCCCCAGGCCUCUAGCACUGCAUCUGACCCCCAGGCCUCCAGUAGAGGAGUAGGUUCACCUCCAGUCUCUGAGGGCCAAAGCACGGAGGGAUCACUUACAAAGAAGAAGGGGGAGCAGCUGCCUCAGAUUGCUGAGAGCACAGAUAGCGUGGGUGCACUAAAUGACUCUUCAGUGGCAGCCACUAACAUGGUUUUGAACAGAAGAGAUGUGACCUCCAGUUCAUAUAGCUCCAAAAGCCGUUUUCAAAUCAUCCCCACUCCACCUGAUGCCAUUUGUCGUUUAGAGAAAAGCAAGACGUCUUGCAGUUCCCCAGCACCCUCUAGUGGUUCUGGAGGAUCUCACAGCCAGACCCGGGGCCCAGGCAGGAAAGAGGACUGUGUGGCCAUGGGCAGAUCUGUGACAGCUGCAGCCUAUUGUGAGAAUGCAGGAACAUCCAAACCCCACAGUAGUAACCGUUACUCUGCCCCUCCAAAUUUCUACCAAGCCUCCCCCACUUCCAGCCCUGAUGUCACCCCAGGCCAUAUUCCUCGGGCCCAGACUAUCGAUACGCCAACUCAUCACAACUACCACCACUCCUCUCACCACUAUUCUGACUCAGCAGAUGAAGACAGCAACAGCAUAGCCCUUCCUCCAGCCCACCGCGUUCCCCCAGCUCAUGCCCUGUCUGAGCACAGUGGAAACGACCUCAUGAAGAGGGCAGUGGCCUUCCUGCGGCGCUCUAAUCGGAGCAAAAGUGAGCAGAGCUCUGAUUCACCGGGCCGAACGCCUGUGGCAAUGAAUGGUCACGCUCCCACGCCUUCUGCAGGACAUGCCCACUCAUCCUACAUCAGCAGUGACAAUGACUCUGAGUUUGAGGAUGCAGAUAUGAGGAAAGAACUGCAGAAGCUGAAAGAAAAACACAUGAAGGAGAUCUCUGAGCUGCAGGCGUUCCAGAGAAGUGAGAUUGAGCAUCUGUACACUGAGCUGGGCAAAACGCUGCCCCCCAAUGUCGGCCUACUUCAUGCUGUACCCCCAAGUGGUCGCAGGCGUAGGGCCAGCAAACACAAGCUGAAGGCUGGAAAACUGCUCAAUCCAAUGGUGCAGCAGCUCAAAAACAAUCUUAACACCUCCACAGAGAGGAAAGGUGAGAGUGCUGCCAGUUCAUCCAGCUCCCCGGCUAAAAGUUCAGUUCUGUCCGAUGGCCCGGGUGGCAGCUCUAGCUCCAGCAAUGAGUCCAGUGCCGCCCCAGAGCAGGUCCACACCCAACAACCCUGUUCCUUAAAGGGCUCUUUCUCCUCAGACAACAUCUACGCUGGGCUACAUGGUGAUGGAACAGCCAACCAAGCUGCCCCUGGCCAAGGCUGGACGGUUUACCACCAAACGUCAGAGAGAGUCACCUAUAAAUCUAGUAGCAAACCACGCACUAGAUUCCUCAGUGGACCUGUGUCUCUGUCCAUCUGGUCCACUCUGAAACGACUAUGUCUAGGCAAAGAGCGCAGUAGUAGGUCUACUCUCAACACCACCACAGCUCAGACAGCCGCCAGUCAGACACAGGCGUUACUCACCACAGCUACACCGUCACCAUCUCCCCAGCCAAUCACACAGCUUGCUCAGGUCCAGACCAACAACAGCAACAACAAGAGAGGCACGUUCACCGAUGAUCUUCACAAACUGGUAGAUGACUGGACGAAGGAGACUGUUGCUGCAGCUAAUCAACCACGCCCCUCCCUCAACCAGAUCAAACAGCAGAGACGCCAGCAGGACCUGGAGGGCAGAGCGCCACCCAUGGGAGCAGCUACACAUGAGAUGAAACGCCAUGCUGGUCCACGUAAAUUCCAGCUGCCUCUUUCCUGCCCCCUGACUGCUGCUUUAGGCCCUGGUAUGCCCACAACUCUAGCUCCCAACUCCUCAACUAUGCUUCCUCCUGGGUACCUUUUGCCAGCAGGCUCCUAUGGUGGUAUGGUUCCUGGUCCUCUUUACCCCCAGCAGUGGCCGGGCAUGCCUAGACCUGGCAUGCCUAGUCCUGUCGGGUCUGUGGGUCCUGUAGGCCUGGUUGGUGCUGCAAGAAUGAUGCCCUAUGCCACAGUGGCAAACGCAGGGAUCCAAGCCUACCCUCUGGUCACGCCCGACUCCCAGAAUGGCCCUUGUCCAAAACCCACUAGGACUACUUAAUCUGCAAACUAUUGUUUGAUAGUGUGUAUGGGCACGAUUGUUCAACACCACGCUGGUCUGGUUCACCAGAGCCACACAUGUACAUCAUUUGAUCUUGUAGUGUUGAUAUCCUUUAUAUCUGUGCGUGCGUGCGUGCGUGCGUGUGUGUGUGCGCACUUUUGACUAAACUCAGCCAUACAAGACGAUUUGUCUGCAGUCACACAAAACAUCUCACUUUAUUCUUUAUAACUGCAGUUUACACAUUGAUUUUUGCCUUUCUCUGUAUUACGUACACUACAUUUGAAUCCAAAUACCAGUGGUUUGAGAUACAGUAACAGGAUAUGAUGAAGAUAUUUGAAGGAAUGUAGUGCCUUGAACAUUGAUUUAUAAUUUGUUCUUCUGUGAAACAAAGCAUGUCUGCAUCAAAGUUAUUUUAUUUAAAGGUAAUUUGAGUGCAGUCCCUUUUUUUUCUCAAUGCAUUAAUGACACUUGUUUUUGUAUACAUAUGUAUGCCCUUGUAUAACUGCACUUUUAAAACAGUAUAUGCUCUUAUUUAAAAUAAUAAAAUCAUGUUUUAACCCUUGUUUACUUUCCACCCCUGUGACAGAUGGAUUUCCGUAGUGGUGAGAUGUACCGUUGCCUUGCAGAAACAAAUGGUUAAUGUACGACUGAUGAGAGAAAAAAAAAAUAAUUACGCCAGCAGCCAAAUCCACUCUUUCGGGUCAAAUGGUUCAGUCGGACACAGCCUCUUUUUGAUAGGACAACUGAUGCAUUGGACAGCAAAAGGGUUGGCAAUGUUGUAGCCUUGUGCUCAGAGGAGAGGUGGUGUCCAGAGCCAUAUAUACUGUACAUAGUUCUUUCUACAGAAUAUGCCUCUGGAAGUGUUCUAAUCAGAAUGUAGCAAUUAAUAUGUGAAGGUUUGAGGCUUAAAAGUGCAAUUUAACCCUUCCACAAAGCUUUGAUCGUGGCCUUGCCACAAGCCUUAUCUCUGAUGUGUGCAACAGGAGCAAGCAGAAGAGUUGAACAAAGUUACAAAUCACCAAGCAACAGACAAAAGUUACCGUGCAAAGUAUAAACCUUACAAACAACCAAGCAAACAAGUCACUACUGCUUACUGUUCUUUCAACUUGGCUAUCCUAUUACUCAGCAUACACUACAUGUGAAAUGUUAUGUGCAAUCACCAGUUAAGUCAGAUGUUUUUAAAUGAUUUGAUGUUUAAAGCUUGACUUUUUAAUGCUGCUAUUGUUUGAGGUGAUUCCACUGUACAGUUACGCAUUACAGUCGCAUAAGGUGGUACUUAAAUAAGAACAACUCUAAAUUAAAUUCACAAACGAGACCCUCACAAAGCAGUGUUUUGCCCUGUUGAAAUGUUGAUUUUUUUUAAUUUAUUUUUUUCUCCCCAGGUUGCUUUGAACUCAUUUCAGAACUUAAAUGAUACUUAAUGUGGGAGAUUUGCACAACAUAUAGUCUCCCUUAAAUCUAACGUGUUUCCUACACUGUAUAUAGUGGCUUCCACCGCCUGUACUUUUUUAUCACUGAUAAGCAUGGCCAACUUUUCAUGUUUCACAAAGCAAAAAAACAAUACAGCUACAAUGGUUAAAUAUUUUACAUCUCAACACAUUUGAACGGUUUCAGCACCCCGAUUUCUGCCAAGCUGUGAAUUGUACAGUUUUCUUGUAGUUUAUAUUUGUACUUUUUUUUUUUUUUUUUUUGACUGUUUAGAGGUGGUGGUGGGAGGGGUUGCUUAGAUGUAUAUUAUUCCAUAAAUUCAGUUUGAAUUGGACUUUUAUAAGAUAUUAUGCAGAGUCUUCUGCUUUGGUGAAAUACUUCCAGUAGUAAGAGAUUUCUGUUCUCUGUUACUUGUAUCUGGUUUUGUUCCACCUCCUUUGCUGUUAACUCAUAGUUAGCGGAGGAAGGAAUAACUAUUAUUUGCAUAUUCAUUUGGAUGCAGUGAUUAAACAGAGGGGGCUGAGAUUACAGAGGAGGAGGAGCAGCCUUGGCCCUUUCUUCUCUGCUCAUCUCACUUCGCUCUGGACAGUAUUGCCCCCUGGUGAAUGUGCUCUGAUUGUCAAAAGGCUUGUAUUCAAACUGUGUGGGAUUGCUUCUGCCUGCUGAAUGUCCCACUGCAUUACCCCACCCAACCCUGCUGCACUCUAUUCAUCACAGACUGUAUGUUGAGAGAGAGAGAGAGAGAAAUAAAUAUUAUUUUGUGCUUGA